This is a messenger RNA of Plodia interpunctella (Indianmeal moth), 1002 nucleotides long. RefSeq lists its product as uncharacterized. Lineage: Eukaryota; Metazoa; Arthropoda; Insecta; Lepidoptera; Pyralidae. The record is from RefSeq and is a predicted model, not a curated record. The coding region runs from base 210 to 968 and encodes 252 amino acids. The transcript has a single exon.
CAGCUAGUGCCGAGCUGUCAAAGUCAUAAUGAAUGUCAUGUCAUCCAUUCCGUUCUUCCUCUGCUCAUAUUCAAGAUGGCGGAAAUUGCUUUUCGUGGUAAUUGUUUGUAGGCACGUUUUUUUAGUUUUUCGUUAGUUAUUGUAGUUAUUACAAUGUUUGUUGUUGUUAAAGAAUAGUAGUUUUGUUGCUAAUUACUGAAACUUUAAUUAUGGUUAUUCAAGAAGACAACGAAAUGCCUUUGGAACAGUCAUCCAGGAAAAAUAACGAUUUUAAGGUUAUCAGACAUGAAAUGAAGAUGGAACUAUUAAAAAAUGAGUUACAACAGAAUUUAAGGCACAAAAGAAAGAAAAUUAAACAAAACCUAAAUAUGGUAAGUGAAGAUUUACGGCAAGAAAAGUCAAGUUGCGAUGAAAACUCUGACAAUGUUGACAAAUACAGCGAAACUGAUUUAGAAGAAUUGAGGUCAAUUUACAAGAAAUGCAAGUCAAUAAUAAAAAAAAUGGAAAGUAAAUAUGGUCAUUUACUAGGCGUCGAUAGUUCAGAACAACAAAGCGAGUUAAAAAACCAAGAAAGUGAAAAAUGUACAUGUGCGCUAAACAAAAAGAUUGUCUUUGAUGACGAUGGUACAGAAAUAACUCAGGAGCCAAAUUUUACACGUCACAUAUGCCCUAAGAAAUUAAAGGUUAAACAUAAUUUAACAGAGACUAAUACACUACAAAUAGAAUAUGAAAUUCCAGAUACUUUACCUGAAGAUUUGCUGAGCUUAUCACAUUUAUUGCGGGAUCCAGGUCUAGAGACAACAGUCCGGAACAAAAUUAUAAACAAGAUAAGAUUAAUCAAGCAGGAAUAUACAAAUGAAGUGAAAUUUAAUAAACAUGCUAUUAUUGAGAAAAUUAAAUUGAAUCCUGAUGAAAUGAUUGAUUUUCAUGGAACAAACUUGUCUAGUUUACCAGGAUAUACUUUAUAGUAUUUAAUUAGUUUCUAUUAAAUUUUUAUACAAA